AUGAUGUCCUUCCGCACAUUCCUCCCACUUUCUCAACCAAGCUUCGUGGAAAUGCCGCAGUUGCUCGGUCUCAAGCCGACCAAGCCGGUCAACAAGUGCUCUCUCGACUUCAUCCUAUCGAGCGAAGAAAAGGUCAUCGCGAAGCCAGCGAUGUUGCCUUCGUUUCCGUGGACUUCACCACAGCGAGGAUCCUCCCACAAGACGUUCGCUCCAAUCAUGGCACCGCCCUCAGGUCCCUGCAAGAUUGCGAAGCGCCGCCCUCUCCAGAACGUCAGCGUGUCCAAUGGUAGCACGAAAGUACCUGGCAAGGCUGGAGCUGUGCUCGCAAACGGUAUCAUCAUCAAGAAGGGCAGUAAAUACUGCAUGGUCGAUGGCUGCACGAGUCGCGCAAAGCACGCACGUCGGUGUUGGCGUCACGGCGGCUCUGUCAAGUGCAAGGUUCCCGACUGUGCCAACCGGGCCAAGACCAAGGGAGUCUGUUGGUCUCACGGCGGCGGAACUCUCUGCUCGUUCCGUGGCUGCACCACGAUCAGUGUCUCGAAUGGAUGCUGCUGGGCACAUGGAGGCGGCAAGCGUUGUGCGAUGGGGGGCUGUGCACGUCCGGCAUACGAGCGUACCGACCACCUCUGCACGCUGCACUUCGAGGAGAAGCAGUACAUCACUCAAGUGCACAGCCACAACCAGCGCCACUGCUAA
Phytophthora infestans T30-4 is the source of this 696-nucleotide messenger RNA. RefSeq lists its product as uncharacterized. The record is from RefSeq and is a predicted model, not a curated record. The coding region runs from base 1 to 696 and encodes 231 amino acids. The transcript has a single exon. NCBI's taxonomy places the organism in Eukaryota, Oomycota, Peronosporomycetes, Peronosporales, Peronosporaceae.